GGGGCGCUGUUGCCGUGGCGGCCUCUUCUGCGGCCGUGAUUUCGCCUCCCGAGAAGCCUUGCGCUCAGCAGAGGAUGCUUUCCAAAUGAUCUUUGGCCUCAAAAAACAAACGGGCAAGGACAUUUUCCUCGCGUUCCACAGACGCCGUUUUCCAAAGGGGCUCGCUGUGGCCUAAUCAGCAACGGGAACCUUCCAAGGUUGGCAAAGAUCUCCAAGCUCAUCCGGUCCAGCUGUCCAGCCAUCAACAUUUCCCCACCAAACAAACCGUGUCCCUUAGCACAACAUCUACACAACGUCUGUCUUACUGCUCCUGCAGCCAAAGGGCUCAGGUGCACGGGUUCCCUCCCGCUUUUCUAAGUGGCACGAAGGAAUUUGAACAUAGGUUUCAAGAUUCAAAACGAAACCAGCAGCUUUGGUCUGUUUCUGGCUCCGUUUUCAUGUCACCUUUGCAGCUCCGUUACCCGCAGGGUUUCACGUGGAUUGCGUGGGGUUGCCAUCAGAUCUUCAACUCAACUCAAACAUCUGAUCGUGUCUCGGACCUCUCUUACCAGAGAGAAAUGCCCCUCCCUUCACAAUCACCCCUUAUUCACAUCAUCGCUUUUUCACACACACACACACACAGCCCAAAGCUGUAUACACUGCGCUGUGAACAACGGUUUUCAAGGAUGAAGCACGAGGAGGGUCAAAUUCCAUGAAGCUCUGACAAACACCCUGAGAACGAACACCCUGACAUCUCCCUUCACCGCCAUCGAAGCAGGCCCGUGCAUUAGUUUCACCAAAACAAGGCCAGCUAUCCCACUGGUUUUGUCGCGGAUUUGAUUAGGCUGGAAAAGACCUCAAGGAUCGUCAGCCCUCUGCUGGGGGGGUGGGGGGGGAGGUGCAGAGAAAAGAGCAGAAGCGUCUCCUCCUCACUGCUGCAGAACCGGACCAGGGCGAAGAGCUGCUGUGGUUUAACCCAGCAGGCAGCCCAGCACUGCACAGCUGUUCUCUCACAGCGGAACGGGGCAGAAAAGCCAGAGGAAGGCAAAACUCACGUGUUGAGAUCAAGACAGUUUAAUAGGACAGAAAAGGCAGGGAAAACAAUAAAGGAAACGGAAAAAGGACUCAUCUCUGGGUCUGUCAGCAGCCACUUCUGGCUUGUUAUUCCCUCCUUUCUGCAAGUGCAGAAGUGCUGCGGAUCCGUGCUGAGGUCACAAUCGUUGCUGGGGUGGGAGGGUUUGGCCCUCAGCUGGGGAGCAGAGCUGGUGCUCUGGUGAGCGUGCUGCACGCAGAGACUGAGCUCUGAGCGUUCCUUGCAAGGGAUCAUCCUUUGAGAGCCCGUCAGAAGCACCGCUGUGGCGUGUGUGUGACCUGGGCACAGCCUGGAGUGAGCGGGCCAAAGAGGUGAGCUGGGCUUGGUGCUGGGUGGUUGCUGGAAGGAGUCUCAGCAGGAAAGCUAGGUUGGGGAGGAGUUCCCAGCUCAAACGAGGCCCUUCCAAAUGGCUGUUUCCAGGGGAAACUGAUUCUUUGUGAGAUUCUGUCGCACGUUUCGGUGAGGAUGGCGAACUGUCGUCACUCCCCUGUGCAAUGGUACAGUGCAACGGAAAGCACAGGGAUAAGAGUGGGGUGGCAAAGUCCUAGGCUGCAGCAAGUGAGGAUAAGCCCAAGUGCAGCAGCUGUGGACGCAGAAAGAAAGGAAGAAAGCUGCCGACCCUUGGAAGGCCUCGGGCAGGCAGGGAUCUCCAGUCAGACACCCUCGCCUCCACUGCCACCCCUUCCAUGAGGUCUGGGAAGAGUUUGCAUGCACCUGAGCUCCCCUGCGUUGGCCCUGCCUUCCCACCAGGUGCUCAAUCACCGCUUCAAGCUGUGACCGAGCAUUGCCACUACACCCCUGCAAAAUUGCUGCUGGGCCCCAGCCUUCAUUUCAGACACGCCAAAGGAAGAAGAGCACAGACUUCACGGAGUGCCACUUGUGCUUUACUGACCCACGGAUCGCUGGCUGUGCCGUAUCCAGCAUAUCAGAGAAUCCUAUCAUAGAAUCGUAGGAUAGCUUGGGUUGGAAGGGACCCCAAGGAUCAUCAGGCUCCGAUCUCCCUGCCGCAGGCAGGGCCGCCAACCUCCACAUCUGAUGCUAGACCAGGCUGCCCAUGUGUUACACAAAACCCCGCUGAAGUCAUGGUGGAGAGCCAGGUGCUCAGCUGGGGGCAUGGACUACCUGGUGACAUCACAAGCACGGUGACCUCACAAGCACUGUGUUUGGGGCCAGCAGUGAGCGCCACAGCCGUGAGCGCUGCUCAGGAGCGUGGACACGCUGCGUCAGCCCUCGUCCCGGCUGGCAGUGAGAGUGGUGGUGGCUGACGGGUGCUGCCCGCUCUCGCCGACGGUGUUGCUCAGCCAUCGGGCUGGUGUGUUAGCUGGAAGGGAGAAGGCCUGCAGCUGGGCCUGGGGCUCCUGUCCGAGAGGACACUUUGCGGAUCCAAGCAGUCCAAGAGUGCAGCCGUCUCUUUCCAAGAGCGGGGAAUUCCUUUGGAGAGAAGCCCAACUUGCUCUAAGAAUUUCCCCAUGAGUCGGCAAGGAGACGACUGCUACUUCUACUUCUACUCAACCUGCACUAAGGGAGACAGCUGUCCCUUCCGCCACUGUGCAGCGGCUCUGGGAGGUGAACGAGUCUGCCGACUGUGGAUGGCGGGUUGCUGUUUCAGCAGCAACUGCAAGUUCAGGCACAUGAGAAUUGAUAAGAGGCGCAGUGAGAUUCCGUGCUAUUGGGAGAAUCAACCAGGAGGCUGCCAGAAAGCCCACUGCGCUUUUCUUCACCUGAAGGAACGCGGUGGGAACGGACUGGCCGUACCACCAAGCCAAAAAGCUGACGCGAGUGGCCUUCCUCCAAAGAGCGGCCUUGCAGAAAGUCUGGGGAACCAGACAGAGCUUGAAAAAGCACCAAGGAGAGGUGGACGCAAGGUGGCCGUGAGGCGUAUUGAUUGGAAAACCACCUUCCCCCCAAUGCAGAGACACAAAAGAAAAGCAGCAAGGAUGCAUCCAUCUGCUGCUGAGGGCACGGAUGAGCCCCCAGAGAGGAAACUACCCAUGGCGAUUCUUGCUUCAGCCCCGCCCGAAUACACCUUGGUCAGCGCUGAGGUCAUAAAACUUCCAAGCAGCCUGGAACUGCUGCUUCCAGGAAGGCAGGCAGACUCCGUGGCACAGCCGGAGGUCUCGAGCUCACCAUCCCAGUACUCGCAAGCAGCAGAUGAGACGCAGCAGCUGAGCUGCACAGAGGCGGGGAAAGCACUCGUCUCUGAAGACGACGACGACGACGACGAAGACCUUGAGAAGCUACUGAUGGAAAUGACAGGAGAAGAACUGGAAGGAGAAACUGAUGUGGACGCUGAGAAGGAUGUGGAUGAGCUCCUUCUGGAACUGUCUGACAUCAUUGACAGUGUAACACCGUAGUCUGAUUGUAUAUUUUAGAGCAAACAACAACGACCACCAAUUAAAACCAACCCUGUUCCUUUUCUUUCUUAUUCUGAGGGGACGCUUUUUCUGAAACUUUGCAGUGAGUCUUAAAGCAGAGUCAAACUGGUACAAAUCAGCAGUGACGGCAUUCUGUUCUCCCGAUUUCCCCGCUGGUCAGAGUUCAGGGGCCGUGCAGCCAUUCCCCAGCCCUGGGUGGCUGCCUUCAGCAUCGAGGGCACAGAGCACUUCUUUGGGCACAGAAAGACGCCCACCCGCAAGGCUGAAGCUGAAACUUCUUCCUGCCUCCCCCCUUGGCAAAACUCUGCGUUGGGCUCAUGUGGAAGGGCUGGUGUUCUGAUUCCUUGGACAAUGCCUGCAUCAACCGCAGCGUCAAGCUGCGACCCCCAGCUCCCACUUGCUCCCCCUUCUCUCAGGCCUCUCGGUGCUUGCUGGAGAGCCAGUACAACCAGUACACCCCUUCCCUUGCCCAGCCCCUGCUUGCCGUGGGUAGCAAGGGGCAGGGGCUUGGAGCGUGAGGGCAAUCCCUUCUUGGAUCUGACUCCUGCUUCUCAUCCCAUUGCCCAAGAACAAUCGCGGAGUCACUCGUCUCCUGACAGCCUAGCGCAUCUGUACUGGAUGGUGGCCAAGGGGGUACUGUGGAAUUUGCGAGUCCA
Gallus gallus (chicken) is the source of this 4103-nucleotide messenger RNA. RefSeq names its product zinc finger CCCH domain-containing protein 11A-like. The coding region runs from base 2542 to 3426 and encodes 294 amino acids. Gene Ontology annotation, molecular function: metal ion binding. NCBI's taxonomy places the organism in Eukaryota, Metazoa, Chordata, Aves, Galliformes, Phasianidae. The transcript is spliced from 8 exons. The record is from RefSeq and is a predicted model, not a curated record.